Molecule: messenger RNA, 852 nt
Organism: Nerophis lumbriciformis (worm pipefish)
Lineage: Eukaryota; Metazoa; Chordata; Actinopteri; Syngnathiformes; Syngnathidae
Source: RefSeq, a predicted model, not a curated record
AUGGCGAGACUGACAACUAGGUUUUUUGUAUUUUGUGUUACGGCAGCGUUCACCCAUGUUUCCUCAACUCCCGAAGUUUGCAGAAACUCCCUAAUACCUGGAGCUAAAGGAGACCAAGGUGAAAUUGGAUAUGAAGGAGAUGAGGGACGUAUGGGAAAGAAUGGACCACCAGGACAUCCAGGAGCAGCAGGAGAGGCGGGUCUUAAGGGUGAUGUUGGUCAAAUGGGAAAGAUGGGCCCCAGUGGAGAUCAAGGGGAAAAAGGAGAUCCAGGCUUGAAUGGACCCGCUGGUUUGAAGGGGAAAGCAGGCACUACAUGUGACUGUGGAAAGUACAGGAGGGUGAUCGGGCAGAUGGACAUCAAGAUGGGCAAGUUAAGAAACGCAGUCAAGUUUGUUAAGAACAUCAUGUUGGGCCUGACAGAAAGUGAUGAGCACCACUACUUACUGGUGAAGGAAGCCAAAAGGUUCAAGGAGGCAUCAAUGCACUGCAAGCUAAGAGGUGGCACCCUGGCCAUGCCAAACAACAUCAACAGUAAUCGCCUCAUGGCUGAAUAUGUCAACCAGUCUGGAUUCACGAGGGUUUACAUCGGGGUGCAGCCUAUAAAACCAGACAUGAUUACACACGAUGGCAGAAACAUUUCCCAAGAUGCAGAUUCUAGCCCACUCCAGAGCUUUGCUGCAUGGAGUCAAGAUGAAGACCUCUCUCAACUGAGCCCUAACGCUACCUGUGUGGAGCUGCUAAGCACAGGGACAUGGAGUCAUGUGGAGUGUGACACUGCCAUGUUUUUCAUCUGUGAAUUUACAAAAAGCAGGACAAGAAGAGGAGGAGGGCCUUUGUUCUCAGCAUCUUGA